AUGUUGCGUCGCGCGAGAACGUACCCGACGAGAGAUGUCAAAAAUUUGAAAAUGGAUUAGUUCGAAAAUAACGAGGCGUCAGAAUUUAAUUAAAAAAAAUACCGCGUUCACGAUUUUAUUUAGAGGUUGCGUAUCGCGUAUUAAAUUUAAGUGUAGCACUUAGAUUAGUUUAAAUGUCUUAGGAAAUUAUAAAAAAUAGUUUUGAGUAUAUAAGCGUAUAUGGUGAUAUUUAGUUGCAGUGGUCGACGCGUUAACGUUAUUGUGGUGUCUGCAUAGCCUUGACACAAUUUCCCGCGCUAGAGCUUCGACCUUGUUUUCAAUUGCACUCUCUUUGAAUCUUGAUAUUUGAAAACACGGAAGCUAUUAAAUAAGUGUCGCUUAAAAUAUAUUAAAGUGUGUGAUGUUCAACAACUGUGUAAUUAUUAAUUUGUUGGACAUUUGAUUUUAUUGAUAUAAUUGACUAAGAAAUUGCACGAUGAUGACUAUAAGAUGAUAUUUCGGUGUCUAUUAUAAAUUAUGAGAAAUUACGAAAAUAAUUUCGCUUAAACGAUGUUGUGACCAUUCCAGUGAGAAAACUGAGGCAAGCAAAAUGAUCGUUUUAAAAGAUAUCAACAUCAGUUCAGUGUUACUGGGAGCAAUUAUCAUAAUCCUGAUAAAGCUGACCGGCGGCGAUGUUGUCGCAGAAAAGACAAAUGCGGUAUACCAAAACAAUAAUCAAUACAAAGAUAUACCGGAGCCUGAAACUCUGCCAGUUUUACACGGCAACGACAGUAAAUGCCGUAUAUCUGAAUAUCAGUGUUUUAAUAAAAAAUGUGUACCGAUAAAUCGAUUCUGUGACGGCAGCAACGAUUGUGGAGACGCUUCAGAUGAACCGAGACAUUGCACACGUUGCAAUAAAACGUAUUAUGGUGACAUCGGGCGGACAUAUGAGCUGGAACUGCACCGACCACGAGAAGAUCUUGUUCCAUACAUUUGCCUAUUAACAAUGACCGCUGCUGGGGGUAUACAUGGAGACUUAGUACAGAUUAUGUUUGACAGUUUCACUCUUGGCCGUUUCACUUCUUUUACUGACGAUGGAUGUCCGGACGGUUAUAUGCAAAUACAAGAGGCUAGUCGACCGCAAGUGGGAGGCUCGUGGUGCGGGACCUCCUGGGGUUCCUCGAUAUAUUAUAGCGAGACUAAAUCAAUUACGCUUAUUAUACGCUUAUUACAUUUAUCAAAAGAACAAAAUAAUUACAAUUUUGAUUUUCGUAUGGCAUAUAAAGUUCUUAGAAAAGAAUACGCUACAGUCAGAUAUGGAGGGACACCACCAUCAGAACGCCCCUUCUUCAAACUCAGGCCAAUGUUAUAUCCUGUAAACAUAUCACGUGGAGAAGAUACGAACGUCGGAAGGACGACAAAAACUCCCGAGUAUUACCUUGGGGAUUUGAUCUCAGGGACUUAUUGCUCUCGGAUAUUCAGCGACUGCGAUCGUAAAAAUUGUAGAUUACAAUCACCAAACUUUCCCGGCGUAUACCCAAGAAAUCUAACUUGCUAUUAUGCGGUACGUCAGCACGAAGUACCACAAGGAAAACACGCGUUGAUCGUCGUAAAGCAACCGAAUGGGCAGUUGAUUUCCAUCAGAAGUCAAAAGGCACUUUAUGCGGCUUCGCAAAAUGAUAGGGAAAAUAAUGGACGAGAAUUGAAAUUUUGGCACCAAUGCGAUGAAGUACAGGAUUACGUAACUGUUUACGAUGGAUAUACAACAAGGGAUCCAGUUGUUUUGAGGUUUUGUGGUGGAGGCGUGUCAGUUCCAGAGGCAAUAUCAAGCGGACCAGAAUUGCUUGUAGAAUUCACAACCUCACCUUUUGGAACAUUCUUGCAACCGGCUACGUCACAAUCACUACACGGAUUUCAGCUUGAAGUUGAGGUUAGAUUUGUUGAUCAGCAAUCUCCUACUUAUGCGAAGAAUAAAAGAGCUUGUGAAUUUUGGAUAAGAGGAACUGGGAGAGGAGUAUUAGAGCAUCCUCAACAUUCACUUCCACCAAACACAACAUGUCUAUAUCAUAUGCAAGGAAUCGACACAUCAGGACCUUCGGGAAGGAACAUUAUCUACAGAAGGCAAUUUUCGGCUCCCCGAUUUAGGGUGUGGUUCUCAGUAUUAAAAUUUUACGUGACCAAUGCUAUCAAUCCGAAUUUGCCGGAGGAUGAGUAUUGUGGAAGUCAUUUGAAUAUAUGGGAUGGCCCAAUGAGAAUAUCCCCCGGCUGUAGUGAUAUCUUUUGUGACAAGGAAAGAUCCGUGCAAAUGUCAAGAGCAACAUCUCCACAAUCAGUGAUAGUUGGACGACCUCCUACAAAUGCAACAUUGGUUGCAAGAUUUUGUCGAGAGCGAGCACCGCGGACAUGUGAACAUGCGUUAUUACGAAGAUCUAGAGCAUGUGCUCGAACAGAAAGCUUUUUGUCUAAAGGAGACUCCUUGACUUUGGAAUUGAAGUUGACUCAAGGAACUGCACUCAAACCAGUUUUCUUUAAAGCUCUGUAUGAGUUUGUUGAUCUUCACCAAGAUGGAGAACCAUGGGGUCGGGGACCAUGUUCACGUCGCUUCGUGUCCAGGUCGUUUCCUGAAGCUCCGCCAGACCCUCCAAUUACAUUUUCAUCUCCGCGAGACGUAUUUUUAUAUGGCAGAGGCGGGACGAGAAAUAUAAGUUGCACAUAUCGUUUUGAAGCUAAUCCAGGAGAAGUGGUGCGGCUUCGUGUUUGGGGUGUUCGUAAUGGAGGCAGGCUCUGCAGAUCCGUCCACUCGGCACAUUCACCAUGGUUCCGAUGUGGCGGUAUACCUACGGCUGCUGUUAGGAUAUUCGAAAGACCUUGGAGGGAUAAUGGACCGGGUGUACCAAGAGAUUGUUUGUGCAGCGAUGUCAACGACUACGAAUUUACAUCUACAUCGAUGGUCGCUGAGCUCAAAUUCGACGUGGUAAAUAUGUCAGCUCUUGAUGAUUUUCGAUCAUUUGGUUUCGAAGCAUCCGUCGAGUUUAUUCGACUGGACAGUGUUUGUGACAGCACUCACAGGGUUUACGGGGCAAGCGGAGAAAUGAGACUUUCAGCACAUGCACCCUUACCUGAUUUGGAACGUUGUGAAAAUCGUCCGUGGUUAAUAGAUCCUGCACCAGGUCGGUAUCUCUACAUUCAAAUCCAAGGAAGUAUAAUCAAAGAACCCGAACUAGAUAAUUUCACACUUCUGAAUAAUAUCACAGUAGCACCAGAUCUGGGUCACAUGUGUCGAACACCAAAUCGUAUAGCUGUGUACGCUGGAGGAUUGACUCCAAUAUUUAUAUGUCCUAAACCUCCAGAUGAGCAGGAAGAACAAGUAGUGGAAAUAUUCUCAGAAGGUUGGUCAAAUGAGAUCGAUUCUCUUGCUCGGCAUGUGCUUGCUCCACCGCCUUCUGCAGAUCGCUUUGACCUAGACUGGCCAAGAUCUCUUUCUGUUGAACUGAUAGCUGUAGAAAGUGGAUCAUACUAUAUUACAUGGCUGGAACUUUCAAGAAGGCAUUCAAGUGAACGUGGCGGAGUUUUCGCAUUAUCUGGUGAAUGUCAAUAUCGGUGUGCGUCCUUAGACGCAUGUAUUGAACCGUCGCUGUGGUGCGAUGGCAUAGCGCAGUGUCCUCAGGGAGAAGAUGAGCGUCUGUCGCAAUGUUCUGCACUUUUGCGAGUGCCAGCACACUAUGCUGCGGCAUUACUUGCCUUCACCAUACUAGCCGCUUUUGCUGUGAUAGCUGUAGCGCGUACCUGCCGCAGACGCCGUUCAGCGCUCCAGCAGCGGCUAAAGAGCCUUUCAUCAGACACAGCGAUUUUCGACGAGAAAGAAGUGAUUUGCUGACCAAGCGAGGACUCUGUGCGAUACGUAGAAGUGGACAGAGUCACCACAGUGUGACUGUCUCCCAGCACAGAGUCUAUCAGUACUGCAUGUACGUUGUUGUUCAUCACCUAACUAGGUUCAGACAGAGUGUUUGUUACAAGCGAAUAUAUCGCGUUUGAUCGAUGUUAAUAAACGAAGUAUGUUCGAAGUCGUUUAUAUAAUAAAAGUAAGCGAUUAAUCAAAUUAAAUCACAAUUAUAUUUGCUCGUGAUUAUAUUAAUAUGUUGUAUUUGAAUUAACUAUAUUUAAACAUUUUGGACCAAUACCAGUUGAUCGGUCUCUAAGUCCACUUUAUGAACCGUCUAACUUAUUUUCGACCUCGAUUUAUUGACUUGAUUAUUGAGUUUGAAUGAUUUUGUACGAUUCCGUAGUAACGCACAAACAACCAAUGACCGAUCAGCUAAUGGCACAACUUUUAUUUCCGUUGAUUACUCGAUUGUGAUUUAAUAAAAAAAAAAUGUAAAUAGAUAAAGUAGAAUUUCUUAAGAGAUUAUUAUUAGUAAUAAUUGAUAGGCUUUACGAAAUAUCGUUGUGGCAAUAAAUUUGUUUACAUUGCGUUAAGAUAAAUCGGAGUCGCGUUCAAUUGUGUUCUGAUUGUUGACCUUUCGUAUACGUGAUAUUAAACUGCCAUUUUAUAAAAAAUAUGUUCUUAUUCAAUAUAACCAAAUUAUUGAAAUAUUCUUUAGUUAAAUUAAUGAUGAUUAUACAAAAAAUUAUUUUACAAUAAAAAAAGUAAUUUAUCGUCUUUUGACGGCAAUGGCCACGAAUUUGAACGACAAAAUAUUUAUAAAUAAUUCAAAAUAGUUUACAUUUUAAAAUUAUGUGUUAAAAUCAAUUUAAAAAGAAAACAAAGUAUGAUAUAUCCUAAAAAAUUAAAUGUGUUGUAUAUAAAAUUUAAACUAUUCAUAUCUUAGUAAUGUAUUGAAGUGAUAUAAAAGAUAUUUCCCAAGGAAAUUAUUGAAUUCUAUAACGUCGAGUUAACUAUUAGUGAAAUUGUAGAGACAAGAUCCUAUUGAGAACACCUCGUCGAAUUACGAUAAGAUAUUAUUGAUUAAAAUGAAUGAAAAUUAGAUUGAAGUUUAUUAAUUAUCUCAACAGCUGCAUUUACACUUGUUCUCUUUACUUUCUUUUAUUUAAAUAACAACGCCAUCAUUCAACCUUUUUA
Molecule: messenger RNA, 5059 nt
Organism: Nymphalis io (European peacock)
Lineage: Eukaryota; Metazoa; Arthropoda; Insecta; Lepidoptera; Nymphalidae
Gene: Lrpl
Exons: 14
Coding region: 590-3856 (1088 amino acids)
Cellular component (GO): plasma membrane
Molecular function (GO): protein binding
Source: RefSeq, a predicted model, not a curated record